AUGCUUCCAGGAAGGCACCUUCAACCUGAACCAGGACGAGGACUACGAGCAGUGCUUUGCCGAAAGCGCCGAGGACUCCCCGAUGACGAACCUCUUCAGGACGUUCAGCUGCGAGACCAUGAGCCCACGGACUUCUAUGACGUGCUCUGGCCGCAGCAGGUGACGAGGCUGCAGCAGACGCUGGCGUCCCUGGCCAACUUUGACAAGAGGAGCCCCAUUGUCCUUACGGUGGUCAGCCCGGGCGAGGUCGAGGCGACCCUGAGCAUGCUCACCAGCCUCCAGGCCGUCGGGGAGGAGGCCAGCAGCCUCGUCAUCGGCACCAGCCUCGGCAUAUGCAAGGCGCUGUCCGAGGGCAACGGCGUCUCCGGCAACAAGUGCAUCGCGGUGCAGCCCGCGCAGGAUGUGCGGAGCAGCGUCUUCAAGCACGCCAUCCUCACCACUGUGGCUGCAGCCGGCCUCACCGACAGGAUCGUGUACGCGUCGCCGACCGCCACGUUCUCGAGGAACUUGGACUCUGCAGAUCCCCACAAGCACGUCCUCUUCGCACAGAAGUCCUGCAGCAACGCCACUGCAGACGUGACUGAGCCGAUCGACGGCAGCGUAAUCCACCUGUCGGAUGCUCCAGAGGCCUCCGAGAUACUCAUGCGGGCGUGGGAGCGCAUGCUCAUCGAUGACAAGCUCUCUCACUCCGAGGCCCUCGCUGCAGCAGUGAAGGCCACCAGCUACGCCGAGGUCGGCCUCCUGUCGUGCGAUUCGUACAAGGUUCAGUCCGCCAACGCGACCGACGCUGACAAGAUCUUGAGCUGGGAGAUGCCCCCGGGCGUGGCGGAGAACAUGAGGCGGCAGCACAAGAAGGCAAACGCCAAUGCCUGGGUGGACCGACUGCGCAAGCAGGCUUCCAACAGCACCCAGCGCCGUGAACGCUCCGCGGAGAUGAGCGACACCGCGCGCCAUGCUGAGUGGAAGAAGCAGGCCGAUGGCUGGAAGGAUACAUGGGAGAAGAGGGUGCAGGAGCUUCGUGACGAGAACGGGUACAACGAGACGGAGGUGAGAGAGCAGAGGAAGCUGCGGAGGCAGUGGAACAAGGCACACAAGACGACUCACAAGAAGCGCGUUCGUUACUUGCCUCCUGAGGAGGCGGCGAAGGUGAAGGCGAAGGACGAAGCGUGGGAGGCCUCUCAGCAGAAGCAGAAGGAGGACGAUUUGGCAAAGGCCGAGAGCCGCAAGGAAGCGUUCCAGCGCGAGGUGGAGAAGGCGCAGCACGCAAUGGAGGAAGAAGCCGACGAGGAGGGCGAUGAAGAUUCCACCGAGGACGAGGCAGGGGCAGCUUAG
Molecule: messenger RNA, 1332 nt
Organism: Prorocentrum cordatum
Lineage: Eukaryota; Dinophyceae; Prorocentrales; Prorocentraceae
Source: the annotation of a GenBank genome assembly